Symbiodinium sp. CCMP2592 is the source of this 609-nucleotide messenger RNA. Lineage: Eukaryota; Dinophyceae; Suessiales; Symbiodiniaceae. The record is from the annotation of a GenBank genome assembly.
AUGCAAGCAUUCCUGGACAAUCCGGCUCACCUCGGCCGAUACAGCGGACCAGUGAGGGGGAAGGAGUCCGGGCCCUGCCUUUUCGACGAGGAGGCAUUUCUGGCAUCAAGCACUCCAAAGCCUGCUCUUUGCAUUUCGUGCCUUACGAUGACCAUGAAGAUCGUGGCCGCAGCUGCUGGUGCCAUGGCCUUCCAGGCGAUGGGAGGACUCUUUGCUUCGCCGGCAAGGGCUGCUUGGGGCUGGUUCAUGGAGGUGCCGACCGGUCUCGGCUUCACUUGCAGCGAGGGCACCUCGCUUGGCUGUGCCUCUCCUGCAGGUUGCGAAGACUCCAACUUUACUUGCACGGUCGUGCCCGAUGCAGGCAUGAGCUGCGACGUCACUUCCACGAACGUCGUGUGCUCCAUUGCCGGCGGUGCGCAGAACUUCGUGCCGGACUCCGCCAGUCCGAUGUGCGCCCAGGUCAACACCAGCACCCAUUACAACAACGCCAGCCUGUCGUGGAGCACGGUCCCGACCUGCGGAACCACCACCACCGGUGCGACGUCUGACGCAAGCAUGGAGAUGGUCGGAUUUGCUGCGGCGGCCCUGGCAACGGCACAGCUGUUGUAA